Molecule: messenger RNA, 844 nt
Organism: Hibiscus syriacus
Lineage: Eukaryota; Viridiplantae; Streptophyta; Magnoliopsida; Malvales; Malvaceae
Exons: 4
Coding region: 132-530 (132 amino acids)
Cellular component (GO): cytoplasm
Molecular function (GO): mRNA binding
Source: RefSeq, a predicted model, not a curated record
CUUAACAAGUAUAUAUAGCCCUUCCACCCCAAACACCUAAAUCACCAAUUGCAUUAACAACUUAUUUAUUCAGCUACUACUUUUCUCCUACCUCAGGCACUUUAUUUCCGAGGAGUUUAUCAGGGAUCAAAAUGAGCUGGACAGGAGGAGAUUGGAUGUGUGCAGCUUGCCAACACCAGAAUUUCAAAAAGAGAGAAGCAUGCCAACGCUGUGCUUAUCCAAAAUAUGGCGGCCCCGAUGUAUCGACCUACCUUAUGUACAACAAGAGCGAUGUUUUGGCCGGAGACUGGUAUUGCGCUGCCAUGAACUGUGGAGCUCACAAUUAUGCUAGCCGAGUAAACUGCUAUCGAUGUGGUACCAUGAAAAAUGACUAUGGUGGUUAUGGUUUGAUGGGGUCUGAAAGCAGUGCCCCUCCUGGGUGGAAAGCUGGUGACUGGAUGUGCACCAGAUAUGGGUGUGGAGUUCACAAUUAUGCUAGCAGGAUCGAAUGCUUCAAAUGCAAGACACCAAGGGAUUUUGGUGGUGUUUAGGAAUUUAGGAAGAAUAUUGUACUGAGCAAUGCCACUAAUUUCCCUUCACCUCUGAUCCUUCUAUCAUCAGUUUUUCUCGUUUUGUUUUGGAAUCAAAUAAUAUUUAGGUUAACCAAAAGUGAAGGCCUUGUUUUCCAAGAACAGCCAUAUGUAAACUGCACUGAUCAGCAGAAGAGGUUUCUGGGUUUAUGGACAUGAAGCUUUGAUAUCUCUUCCUGUAAUUUUUAUUUUGCAAAAUUUUAAUGGAGAUACUAUCCUUCUUUCACUCUGGGUUUGUAUGAACGUGGGGAAACAUCCAUUAUUGAAUACUACAU